Molecule: messenger RNA, 1413 nt
Organism: Cyprinus carpio (common carp)
Lineage: Eukaryota; Metazoa; Chordata; Actinopteri; Cypriniformes; Cyprinidae
Product: replication factor C (activator 1) 5
Biological process (GO): DNA-templated DNA replication; DNA repair
Cellular component (GO): nucleus; DNA replication factor C complex
Molecular function (GO): ATP binding; DNA binding; DNA clamp loader activity
Source: RefSeq, a predicted model, not a curated record
GGCGGUGAUACUCCUAAGGAGUGAACGGCCAUUGAACAAAAAGACGAAGAAGAAGAAGAAGAAAACGCGCCAAAGCACAUCGCGUGGCUGAUUAAACAAAAUACAAGAGGAUGGCAUCAACAAGUAAAGUACAACCUCAGACGAGAAAUUUACCAUGGGUUGAAAAGUACAGGCCACAGACAUUAGAUGACCUCAUCUCUCAUCAAGACAUCCUGAGCACAAUUCAGAAGUUCAUCAGUGAAGACCGACUGCCUCAUCUGCUCUUCUAUGGACCUCCAGGAACAGGAAAGACCUCUACUAUACUAGCAUGUGCUAAACAGCUGUACAAAGAUAAAGAGUUCAACUCCAUGGUCCUGGAGCUCAAUGCGUCAGAUGACCGUGGAAUAGAUGUGGUGCGGGGGCCGAUCCUCAGCUUUGCCAGCACACGAACCAUCUUCAAGAAAGGCUUUAAGUUGGUGAUCCUGGACGAGGCGGAUGCUAUGACCCAAAGGUGGGACGCACAGAAAUGCUUUGAGGAGAGGCGUUACUCUCAUCCUCACGUCCUCCUCAGGCUGUUGAGCUUCAUCGCGAACCUCCUCUCCUCCUGUCGUUCUAUUUCCAAAGCACGAGCCUCGUCUUCUGUAAACUCUGGUUCAAAGAGGUAUGGUUCUCUGGUUCUUGAUCGUCUGGAGAAGUCACCCUCUUUCGUCUAUCUCAAAAUCAGCCAUGUUCAUCGCCAUUCGUGUACUGUAAAGGAAAGGAAGCCAGCAAGCUAUUAUUCACUACCGGGACACAACUUUGAGCAAAUAAAACCAAACAUUGAUAGCAUUGACAUCACUCCAGAUGGCAUGAAGGCCAUUGUGACCCUCUCAACAGGAGACAUGAGGCGAUCAUUAAACAUUUUACAGAGCACCCAUAUGGCCUAUGGGAAGGUGACGGAGGAGAUGGUGUACACAUGUACUGGACAUCCUCUUAGAUCAGACAUCGCCAACAUACUGGACUGGGCUCUCAAUAAAGACUUCACCACUGCAUAUAACCAAAUUCUGCAGCUCAAAACUCUAAAGGGUCUGGCACUUCAUGACAUUUUAACUGAAGUCCAUCUUCUCAUUCACCGUGUGGACUUCCCACCCUCCAUCCGCAUGGGCUUGCUUAUAAAACUUGCAGAUAUUGAGUAUCGUCUGGCCUCCGGAACCAAUGAGAAGAUCCAGCUGAGCUCAAUGGUUGCAGCUUUCCAGGCUGUUAGAGACAUCGUAGUCAGCGAUGGAUAGAUCAUUGGUUCACACUUUGAAAGGGUUAUGUAACAUAGAUCCAUGAUGUCAUGAGAGGAAGUUGUUUACUACUUCAUAUUGUUCUGACAAAAAAACUAUGCGUAGAACCCUGUAAUAUUUUUGAAUGGUUUAUUUUUUUAUGCUUUAAAUAAAGCUUGUCUCAGUA